GAGGAGGUGCCCGGCUACGUGGAGAAGAGCAUUCCAUUCUUUGUUGCUUUUAUUGCGCUGGAGUUUGCUGUCAGCUGGAUUCAGAAGCGUAAGCUGUCAGGUCGGAUCAAUGAUGGCAUAUAUUCUCUUUCUUUAGGUAUCCUGUCUCAACUGCCAGAUGUUUUAUUCAGAAGAGUUCACUUAAUUAGUUAUAUCUGCGUAUGGAAUAACUACAGACUCUUUGAACUGCCCUGGGACUCACCAUGGACGUGGUAUUUGACACUCCUGGGAGUGGACUUUGCAUACUACUGGUUUCAUCGCAUAAGCCUUUAGGUUAAUAUACUGUGGGCAGUGCACCAAGUAUAUCAUAGUUCUGAAGACUGCAACUUAUUGAUGGUCUUGAGACAAUCUGUACUACAGAGGUGCACCUCCUGGAUUUUCAACUUGCCUAUGUCUCUUUUCAUUCCCCCAUCAGUGUUUGCUGUUCAUCUACAGUUUAACUACCAGUUUUGGAUACAUACAGAG
Nestor notabilis (Kea) is the source of this 504-nucleotide messenger RNA. RefSeq names its product alkylglycerol monooxygenase-like. The record is from RefSeq and is a predicted model, not a curated record. Gene Ontology annotation, molecular function: oxidoreductase activity; iron ion binding. NCBI's taxonomy places the organism in Eukaryota, Metazoa, Chordata, Aves, Psittaciformes, Psittacidae. Gene Ontology annotation, biological process: lipid biosynthetic process. Gene Ontology annotation, cellular component: endoplasmic reticulum.